This is a messenger RNA of Durusdinium trenchii, 1632 nucleotides long. The record is from the annotation of a GenBank genome assembly. NCBI's taxonomy places the organism in Eukaryota, Dinophyceae, Suessiales, Symbiodiniaceae.
AUGGCAGCAUCCUCUGGGGCUGCUGGGGUCUGGUUUCGGAAAUGCCUUCGGCUCCAUGACAACGAAGCACUGGUCAAGGCCUGCGCCUUCAGCGAGGUGGUACCCUUUUUCAUCCUAGACCCGCACUUCAAUAGAAGUGCAGUAGGGGUGAACAGGUUUGCCUUUUUGCUCCAGAGUUUGCAGGACUUAGAUGCCCAGCUGCGCCUUCGAGGAAGCCGGCUCUUGGUGUUUCAAGGUCGUCCACACGAAGUUCUUGCAGAUCUAUUCAAUGGCAAGGCAAGUGUGCGCUUGUCUCGAUUGUAUUUCGAGAAAGACACAGAGCCUUAUGCCCGCUCUCGAGAUGUCCAAGUGGAAUGCCUGGCCAAGGUUAGCGGUUUCAGACAUGAGAGCUUUUCAGGGCACACAUUGCUCGACAUUGAUGCCACAGUGGCCAAUCCAAAAUUCAAACCGCCCAUUUCAAUGAAAAGCAUGCAAAGCAUCAUGACCGCUGCUGGCCCCAUCCGAAAACCUUUCGACAUCCCGAAGAUUCCUCCGUUGAACAUAGAAGGAUUCGAGGUACCAAAGAUUUCCAACAUCUACAGUGAGGUUCCAACAAGCACCGGCUUCCCAGGUGGUGAGCAAGAGGCUUUGAGCCGACUUCGUCAUGUUUGUGCAGAUGCCGACUAUGUUUGCCAGUUUGAGAAGCCCAAAACAGCCUCCACUGGCCGGCCUGGAUGUCCCUGGGAGCCCUCUACUACAGGUCUCUCGCCGUACUUGAAGUUUGGCUGCCUCUCCGUUCGCACUGCAUGGCAUGCCAUCGACCAAUGCAUCCGGGGAAAGAGGCACUCUGAGCCUCCGCAAUCCCUGCAUGGGCAGAUGCUUUUCCGAGAAAUGUUUUACCUCCUGGGCGCAUCCGUGCCCAACUUCGACCGGAAUGAGGGGAACUCGAUGUGUAAGCCGAUACCUUGGGGAGACAACCCCGUCUUUCUUCAAGCUUGGCAGGAGGGGAGGACAGGCUAUCCUUUCAUCGAUGCCUUGAUGCGGCAGUUGAAUCAGACAGGCUACAUGCACCACUUGGGCCGACACGCUGUUGCUUGCUUCUUGACCCGAGGCGACUUGUGGCAAAGCUGGACUUGUGGCCGAGAUGUCUUCGACAAGCUCCUGUUGGAUGCAGACUGGGCGCUGAACAAUGGCAAUUGGUUGUGGCUGGCAGGUGUGGCGCCCUUUUCGGCGCCAUACUUCAGAAUCUAUGACCCAUGUCCUGGACCUAACUCCAGCCUCAAUGCAGAGCAGACCGGCGAAUUUGUGAAGCAUUACGUCCCAGAGCUCAAGGGGAUGCCUUCAAAAUAUUUGUACAAGCCGUGGACUGCACCGUUGGCGGAGCAGAAGAAAGCUGGCUGCAUCAUUGGUCAGGACUACCCAAAGCCUAUUGUGGAUCACAAGCUAGCUCGAGAGGAAAAUCUGGCACGGUUCAAGGCAGCUUUGAAUGGUCAGGUUCUUCCUGAAAAGUUUGGGUGUGCUACCAGUGAUCCGGGCCCAAUGUGCUCCAGUCUAAGCAAGGGCAGGGGCAAGCGAGCAGAGGUAGCGUUGCUUGGUGGCACUGGAGCAGGUGUAGUACAUGGUUCUCGAAACAGACUGUUCCAUGCAAUGUAG